AUGCACAUCACCAACCCCAUCCUUGCAAUCGUCGCAGCCGCAUCCCUCACGAGAGCUCUCCCGAGCUCAAGCACACCACCAAAAAGCAACCCGAUCAAGUCACAAGACAUCGUCGCAACACUAGCCGGCACAUAUACCCUUGUCAACACCAGCAGCACCCUGAAUGAUGUUCCUGUUCCGGAUGCUGCCUACGGCGCCGCCCCAGUCGGCAUCCUCACCUACUCGAAAUCCGGCUACAUGUCCGCAACCAUAACCGCGACGGAACCCCAGCUACAGCCUAAUCUGACCUUUCCCUUCCAAGCCAGUGACCUAGACUCAGACUGGGCGCUCAUCGGCAAGCAUAGCAUUGGUUACGCGGGGCCGUUUAGAGUGAACGAGGCACUUCCUGCGAACAAGACCAGUGGGCAGGUUUUCCAUGGGCCACUGGUAGUGGCAAAUGUGCCGACUUGGGUGGGUACGGAACAAAAGAGGAACUAUACGGUUGUGAGAGAGGGGAGGGAUACGCUGUUGAGGAUCGGGAGUGAGAGAGGCGGAGGACACAAGGGUGUGCUUUGGUGGAAGAGGAUUGACUGA
This is a messenger RNA of Ascochyta rabiei, 573 nucleotides long. RefSeq lists its product as uncharacterized. The record is from RefSeq and is a predicted model, not a curated record. The transcript is spliced from 2 exons. NCBI's taxonomy places the organism in Eukaryota, Fungi, Ascomycota, Dothideomycetes, Pleosporales, Didymellaceae. Bases 1 to 573 code for a protein of 190 amino acids.